Messenger RNA from Diaporthe citri, 828 nucleotides. RefSeq lists its product as uncharacterized. Gene Ontology annotation, cellular component: nucleus. The transcript has a single exon. Gene Ontology annotation, biological process: proteasome localization; nuclear protein quality control by the ubiquitin-proteasome system. Bases 1 to 828 code for a protein of 275 amino acids. The record is from RefSeq and is a predicted model, not a curated record. Lineage: Eukaryota; Fungi; Ascomycota; Sordariomycetes; Diaporthales; Diaporthaceae.
AUGGCCUCCACAUCACGGAAACGGAAGGCUUCUGACGACGACGUUGACGAGAUGAGCGUUUCGCCCCUCAGUUCUCCUGCCCCUCACCAGAGACAGCUUGCGAGACCAUCCAAGAAGAGCAGGCUCCCUGAGCCUCCCUCCCGAGCGCUGCCGCUACCCCGACUGCUUGAGACCCUGGACAACAACCAGCUGCGGACUGUUCUCCAGAGGAUAUGUGAGCGACGUUCAGACAUACAGGAGGAGGUCCUGAGCGGUGCUCCACGCCCGUCUGCCGCAUCCACACUACAGGUUCUGGAGGGCUACCAACAGAAGCUCGCCGAGUCGAUGCCGUACGGCCACUCUAGCUCCGACUACGCAUACUACCGGGUGAAGCAGCCACUGGCCGCUCUUGUCAGCGCCAUCAUGGACUUCACGCCACAAUACCUUCCCCCGAUCGAAAACCAGGCUGAUGUGUCACUCAUGUACUUGGACGGCGUUACCAAGGUCGCGCACUCGAUGCCCAACUGGGAUAGCCAAACCUAUAGGCACCACAAGGAUCAUGUGUACGACGAGAUAGCCAAGGCCUGGACGAUGGUGAUCACAGAGGCGGCGAAGCGAGGUGGUGGAUUUGCCCUCCACAGGGACGGAUGGGACCAGGUUCUGGCCAAGCACAACGAGCAGGCUGGAGGGCGACUGCAACCGGCAGUGAACGCCCUGUCCAGCAACGUGGGAUGGUCCGGCACCACUCAGAAUCAGAAUGGCCAGCCCGGUGCCUCAGACCAGAACUCGAUCCUGGACCAGCUCCUGAACGGUUCAUACGGAGCUCCUGUCCGUGUUGGGCCCUUCUAG